Hemisphaericaspora subhashii is the source of this 3324-nucleotide messenger RNA. RefSeq names its product DNA-dependent ATPase. Gene Ontology annotation, molecular function: ATP binding; ATP-dependent chromatin remodeler activity. The record is from RefSeq and is a predicted model, not a curated record. The transcript has a single exon. Lineage: Eukaryota; Fungi; Ascomycota; Pichiomycetes; Serinales; Debaryomycetaceae. Gene Ontology annotation, cellular component: nucleus. The coding region runs from base 1 to 3324 and encodes 1107 amino acids. Gene Ontology annotation, biological process: transcription-coupled nucleotide-excision repair.
AUGAGUGAUGAUAAUAAGAAGCUUACAGAAGAAGAUUCAUUAGGCGUAAAGCUAGUUGAUCAAAAUGAAUUAGAAACGUCAAUUACCAGAAAGGCCAAUAAAGCAUUAUUAGUUAAAGAAACUGAAAUUGAUCAGAAGAGAUUAGAUAAAGCAAUUAAAGAUCUUAAUAAUACUAUAAAUAAGAUAGGCUCACUCCAAAAGAAACUUGUCAAUCCUAGAACUAAAAUAAGUGAACGAAAAUCAAUCAAAUUGGAUAUUGAAUGGUUUACUUCAAAUGAAUUAGAACCAAGACAGAAAGAUGUUGAAGAGAUUACUAUGAGAUUAAAUGAAGCUAAACAAAAACUAAAUACUCAAGAGGAUGAAAGCGAGAUUAAUGGAAAAGUAGAAAAGUUACCUGGAGAAUCAGAACGUGAAUUCUUAAUAAGAACUGGGAAGAUUACUGCAUUUGGAAAUGAAAACGCGUUUCAACAAGAACAAGAAAUAGAAAAUGUUGAGAGUCAUGUGUUUUUAAGAACUCCUGGGUUUGAUGAUGUGAUUGAUGUUCCUGCUGAUAGCAAGAAUGAUGAGGAGGUGGAUUAUAUUGACAGUGACAACGACGAAGAUUAUCAAGAAGAUACGCUUGCCUCCAAGAAGCGAAAGCGUCAAGACGAAUCUGACGUUGAUGAUGAAUACCUCGAAGAAGAAGAUCUAGCUCCAGAAUCCAGUGAAGAUGAAGAUAUUCAACAAUCUAGAAAUGAAGAGCAAAGGAACAUAGACGAUGGAGAUGAAGUGUUCUAUCAACAACGACUCAAAGAUUGGAUUAAACGAAGAUCAGCAUUAAGGAAAACAGACAACCAUCCCGAGCAAGAAGAAUGGUUUAAACCACAUCCCACAAUAUCCGAUGGUGUUCUAAAUGAUAAAUUUAAAUUGCCAGGAGAUAUAUUCCCUUCGCUCUUUGAUUAUCAAAAAACUUGCGUUCAAUGGUUAUGGGAAUUAUAUACCCAGAAAACAGGAGGCAUCAUUGGUGACGAAAUGGGAUUAGGGAAAACCAUCCAAAUUAUUGCAUUCUUAGCCGGAUUACAUUAUUCAGGACUAUUAGAUAAGCCAGUACUAGUGGUUGUUCCUGCAACAGUAUUGAAUCAAUGGGUGAAUGAAUUUCAUCGAUGGUGGCCCCCAUUGCGUUGUAUUAUCUUACAUAGUAUUGGAUCUGGAAUGGAUACCAAAAUUUCAGAAGAGAAAUUAGAAGAGUUUCUAGAAGAUAAAGAUCCUUAUGAAUCAAAAAGUUCUUUCAGAGGUAUCAAGAGUCAAAUCAAUGCCGAAGCAAUUAUAGAUCGUGUUAUGAAAAAUGGUCACGUUUUGGUGACAACUUAUGUCGGAUUAAGAAUUUAUUCCAAGCAUAUCCUUCCUCGUGAAUGGGGAUAUGUCGUACUUGAUGAAGGGCACAAAAUCAGAAAUCCAGAUCUGGACAUUUCCUUAACUUGUAAGCAAAUAAAAACCUAUAAUCGAAUAAUCCUUUCCGGAACCCCGAUCCAAAACAAUCUAAUUGAAUUAUGGUCUUUAUUCGACUUUGUAUUUCCAGGUAGAUUAGGCACUUUGCCAGUUUUCCAACAGCAAUUUUCCAUCCCCAUAAAUAUGGGAGGAUACGCCAAUGCAUCCAAUAUUCAAGUCCAAACAGGAUAUAAAUGUGCUGUUGUUUUGAGAGAUUUAAUCUCCCCUUAUUUAUUAAGAAGACUCAAGAGUGAUGUAGCCCAGGAUUUACCGAAAAAGAACGAAAUGGUGCUUUUUGUGAAAUUAACCAAAGUUCAACAAGACCUAUAUGAGAAGUUCUUACAUAGUGAAGAAUUAAAUUCGAUCUUAAAGGGAAGAAGAAAUGUUUUGAUGGGGGUUGAUAUCUUACGUAAGAUAUGUAAUCAUCCUGAUUUGGUGAAUCGGGAUAUAUUAAUGCAUAAACGGGGAUAUAAUUAUGGGAAUCCCGCCAAAUCUGGGAAAAUGCAAGUUUUGAAGAAUUUAUUACAAUUAUGGCAAAGUCAAGAUCAUAAAACAUUAUUAUUUUGUCAAACCAGACAAAUGUUAGAUAUCUUAGAAAAAUUCAUCCAAGCCCUUAAACUCCUAGAUCCAAAUACUGGAGAAGAAUCAACCGACUCUUAUUUCAGUUAUUUAAGAAUGGAUGGUGGAACACCAAUAGCAAAAAGGCAAAUCCUCGUUGAUCAAUUUAACCAAACACCAUCCAUUCACAUCUUCCUCCUCACCACCAAAGUCGGUGGCUUAGGUGUUAACCUCACUGGAGCAGACCGAGUCAUCAUUUAUGACCCCGACUGGAAUCCAUCUACUGAUAUCCAAGCCCGAGAACGUGCGUGGAGAUUAGGACAAAAGAAAGACAUCACAAUCUAUCGACUCAUGACUACGGGAUCGAUUGAAGAAAAGAUUUAUCAUCGACAGAUCUUUAAGACUUUCUUAACUAACAAAAUCCUCAAGGAUCCAAAACAACGGCGAUUUUUCAAAGUGAAUGAAUUGCAUGAUUUAUUCACACUAGGUGAUCAGAAUGAGGAAGGUACCGAAACGGGGGAAUUGUUUACUAGAGGUAAUAGUGGGUCAGAAGUUAAAUUUGGUGGAACUAAAACACGAAAAUCGACAAGUUUGAAAUAUAAAAAGAAAUAUCAGGAUGAUGAUGAUUUUUAUAAAGUGGCAAAAAUCACGGGAGUUUCGAAAUUGGAUAAAUAUGUAGAUGAACAAGAAGAACAAGAAGACGGGGGUCCUAAAGAUGAUGAGAGGAUUAUGGAGGGGAUUUUCUCCAAGAGUGGAGUGGUUCAUAGUACGUUAAAACACGAUGAUAUUGUGGAUUCUUCAUCUGCCGCGGAUGGGGAAAUGAGUCUAGUGGAACGAGAAGCCAAUCGGGUAGCCAAUGCUGCUGCUGAUGCGUUGAAGAAGUCAAGACGUUUAGCGAGACGGAAUGAGAUUGGGACACCUACUUGGACUGGAAAGUUUGGUCUUGCUGGGAAGUUUGGACCUAAGAAGAAGGCAAAGUCUGUUAAAUCAUCUUCUUCAUCGUUGCUGAUUCUUAAGGAAUUGAAAAAGAGGAAUGAUAAGAAUGAUGGAGGGAUGUUUGGGAGAGCCUCGAAUGAUAGAGAUCAAGAAGAAGUGGAUAGAGAGUUGACUAUAGGUAAAUUGGUGAGUUUUUUGCUGGAUCAACCUGAUUGUUUUAGUACUUCGAAUGAUAUUGUUAAGAAUGGUGAUGUGGAUAUGAAAUCUGAGAAUGAUAUGAUUGUAAUUAGAUCAAUGCUUAGAGAGAUUGCUAAUUGGGAUAAGGAACGUAAAGGCUGGAAAUUAAAAGACGAGUUUAAAUAG